This is a messenger RNA of Staurois parvus, 1066 nucleotides long. The record is from the annotation of a GenBank genome assembly. Lineage: Eukaryota; Metazoa; Chordata; Amphibia; Anura; Ranidae.
CUGGGUUCUGCAGCCACACUGCAGCUACUGCUCAACCCCCUGCUGCAUGGGGCAGCUGGGAACAAGCAAGGACUCCUAGGUGCAGCUCCAGCGGUGUCUCUUCUGGCCAAUCCUGCUCUUUCUACUGCUCUCCUGCAGCUGGUACUGCAGGCACAAAGCCCAACACAGAAGCCUGGAAUUCUAGGUGACUCCCCCCUUGCCACAUUAUAUGGAGCUCUGGGCCUAUCACCCCAACUCACUCCUCCAGGAAAACCUAUCCUACCAGAUCUAGGAAUUGGCUCCCUUCCAGCUGUGGGUAUUCCAUCUGAUUUGGGUACCCCCCAGCUACAGCAGUUUUUAGGACCUCAGCCACCAGACUGGGAUAGCCCCCCACCUACCCCUGUUUUGAGCUCCUUUCUCAGUGGGCUGCCAAAGACCACAGAGCCGGUGAUGUCGCUCCUUGGAGAACCACCUGUUCAUCCUGGGCAGUUUAUGAAUUUUCAUGGGCGGAUCCCGAGCACAGCCUCACUGGGUCAAGCAAGUAAACCGGCAACCUACAAGCAAAAAUCUGCAGUGACCAGGGUUCCUCUUGCCUCCUUGCAGGAGUCCAUGCUGACACCUACAGAGGGCUAUCCUUUUGAUUUUCAGACAGAGCUACCCCCACGAUCUUUCUCCCAAAACCGAGACCGUACUGUGUCAAACCUGAGUACAUUGGAGCCCAGGAAUAAGGUUUUCAAGAUUUCGAGAGCGCAGUAGCAGUAUGCCAGCUCCUCUGCCUCCUUUUAGCGCGGGAUCCUCUACCUCUUACUUCACCAAUGGAUUGCAGGCUGGGCUGCACCAGACUCACCUGAACAAAGCUGUGGGCAUGCCUCCUACCAGUCCAGGAAGAGUGCUUCUGGAUUACGAAGAUCAAGUGCUACCUUCUGGAAAUUCCUGUAAAACUCCCAUUGGAGCCCAAAAACGAGGUUUUUCUCACUUGAUCCCAUCCCCUGAGCCAAGUCCUGAGGGAGGAUAUGUUGGACAGCAUUCUCAAGGCCUCGGUGGGCACUAUGCAGAUUCCUAUAUGAAACGCAAGAGGAUAUUCUAG